AUGGAUCGAAGUGCCGGUCAAAUCGAUCAAUCUUUGGAUCGGACGAAGGGAGACGCAUGGAAAGCAAACGCAAACAAGCGAUCAGUUAAGGGUCCCCGGUACACAGCACAUCAGCAUACAAGAAAACAGAAUCGCACGAUCACGUACGCUGAUGCUGACGAUGAGAAGAAUCUUCAGCCGACUGGGACCUGGAGAAAUAUGGUGGCGAUCGAGUGUGGGGCCGGGUGUAGUGCCCAGAAAAAUGGAAGACUGCUGCUGCUGCUGCUAGGCACACUGUCACUAGUGUGCGCUGGGGCAGAAAAGCCUGCAGCCACGAAACCCAUAUCGGCACACGAAACGGAUCCGACGGCCGUCCAGCCGGUGCUGACCGGAAAAGCGAUCCGGCUGGGAAAGGCGAGCAGCAAAUCCACACCCAUCACGUACAUCAAGACGCUCGCGAUGGAUGGUGGCGGCGCAUCGAACGAGCUGGACGGUCACCUACAUGGGCUGCACAAGAACGCUAAUCGAUUCGCGCCGAAAUCGCUGGACGUUUCGCCGAAGAAGGACCUGAGCAAUGCGGAGCUGUUUGGGAAGCUUGGCCUCGGCAAGAUACGUCCCGCUACCAACCAUCACAAGAAGCGUCUGGCGGAGGAAUCGCGCCACUACGGACGACCGGACGAUUCACACAUGUAUGUCAUCAAGCUGCCCCCGAACCCGUACUACUACACGAACAACGCCCCACUGAACAGUAUUUCGGACGUUGGUAAACAGGUCCCGGUUGGAUUCAAAUCGAACGGCAAACCGGCACGCAUCUACCACUGGAACAUUCCGGUGCUGAAGAAGAUGCUUGGCGCGAAACAGAGCCGUCACCCGAAUUCCCGCCGGCACGAUGACAUUGAUGAGCUGAUUGACAUUAAGGAAAUUCCGACCUGGAGCAAACCGUGGGAGGCUGCGGCACCGCGCGAAAAGUCACUGCUCAAGAUGGGUUCGCACGAGCGGGAAGUGGAACCGGCGCGUCUUGCCAAGCGCAAGUUCCCGACGUACUAUGCACCGGCCAAGAAGCAAACCGGUGGUGGCAAAUCGAAGAAGCAUGCCAACAGUGGCAAAUACAACACCGGUAGCAAUGGGAAGCCGCAAAGUUUCUACAUACUGGGCGAUAAGAGUAGCAGGACAAAGAUCGUGAGUCAUCCGGUGGUUGAUGUGUAA
Anopheles maculipalpis is the source of this 1185-nucleotide messenger RNA. RefSeq lists its product as uncharacterized. NCBI's taxonomy places the organism in Eukaryota, Metazoa, Arthropoda, Insecta, Diptera, Culicidae. The transcript has 4 exons. The coding region runs from base 1 to 1185 and encodes 394 amino acids. The record is from RefSeq and is a predicted model, not a curated record.